Sebastes umbrosus (honeycomb rockfish) is the source of this 3934-nucleotide messenger RNA. RefSeq names its product transmembrane protein 178 (gene tmem178). Bases 39 to 1079 code for a protein of 346 amino acids. Gene Ontology annotation, cellular component: endoplasmic reticulum membrane. Gene Ontology annotation, biological process: negative regulation of osteoclast differentiation; regulation of cytosolic calcium ion concentration. The record is from RefSeq and is a predicted model, not a curated record. Lineage: Eukaryota; Metazoa; Chordata; Actinopteri; Perciformes; Sebastidae. The transcript has 4 exons.
GAGGAAGAGGAGGAAGAUGAAGAUGAUGGAAGCAGAACAUGACCAGUAACGGAACCAGCAGCACCGGGACCUCCGGGACCUCUGGGACCUCCGGGACCAGCGGCCCGGUCCAUGUCCCGGUCCCGGUCCCGGUUGUCCCGGUCGUCCCGGUGAUGGAGCGAGCCCGCCCGGAGACGGUGACGGUGUCCGCGGUGUCUCUGCUGCUCUCUCUGCUCUCUCUGCUGCUGCUGGUCUCCUCCAUCUCCACCGACCACUGGUACGAGACCGACACCCGCCGACACAAGACCAACUGCGACCGACACGGAUCCGACUCCAACGACCAGAAGAACCGGGAGAUGCCCAUCUACCACCUGCCGCUGGUGGACACCGGCAGCGGGGCGGCGCGGCAGCGGGACGUGGCGCUCAUGAAGCCGGUUCAUGUGGGCAGCAGAGAGGAGGAGCUGCUGGAGAACUGGAGGGCCAUCCUGGGGAUGGGCAUCCUGGAGACGGAGUGCGGCAGGCCGCUGUUCUCCUCUCACUCGGGCCUCUGGAGGAAGUGCUACUUCAAGGGCCUGGACCCGGACAUCGACAAGCUCAUCGACCGGGGUAUCGCUGAUCGCUGCACCGCCGUCAAGUAUCACUUCUCUCAGCCAAUCAGACUGAGGAACAUCCCUCUGAACCUGACCAGGACCAUCCAGCAGGAUGAGUGGCACCUGCUGCACCUGCGCCGCAUCACGGCGGGCUUCCUCGGCAUGGCGGCGGCCGUCCUGCUGUGUGGCAGCAUCGUAGCGUCGGUUGGCUUCUUCUGGGAGGAGAGUCUGACCCAACACGUCUCUGGACUCCUCUUCCUCAUGGCAGGGAUCUUCUGCACCAUCUCUCUGUGUACAUAUGCGGCCAGCGUGACCUACGACCUCUCCAGAAACCCCCCCUUCAUAUACGGUCUGCCUGCCGACGUGGAUCACGGUUACGGCUGGUCCAUCUGCUGUGCCUGGGCCAGUCUGGGUCUCACCGUGGCCGCCGGCUGCCUCGGUACCACCUUCCCCUUCCUGAGCCGGGCCGGAGCUCUGCGCUCCAAAACCGCCCGCGAGUCGUCCGUCUGAGCCGCCGCCGUCUGUCCAUCAGAGGAGGAGGAACAGGACGGGUUAAUGACAGAAACUGAUGUUGAUCCGGUCUGUUGGACCGGGCUUCACCUGGGUCAUGAGACCCGGGUUCUGGAUAGACUGGAGGCGGGGCGUCGGACCUCCACGUGGAGCUGCACGAGUUCAACACCUGUUUCACACCUUUAAACCGAAGCAAAGUGUUUGUGUUUGAACCACAGCGCCGCCUGCUGGCUGUUUGUGAUGUGGACAUUAAUGUAACCCACACACACACACACACACACACACACACACACACAUCUUGUUGUCUCUGCUCACCUGUCCAGGUGCUCCAGUGCGCUGUGACAUCACUGGUGUGUUUGGUUACAGGUGACACUGACAGAAGCAGGGGGGACAGGAAACUGCAGGAGCUAAGAUGCUAACAGGCUAACAGUCAACAGUCAGUAACCAAUCAGCAUCCUUCUCUGUCACUGCAGCCAAUCAGCAUCCUUCUCUGUCACUGCAGCCAAUCAGCAUCCUUUCUCUCUGCUGUUUAUUGUCUCACCUGCAGCCAUAAAACCAGAACAUGAACCAACACAUGAACAUCAGCUCAGAGGUUCUUCAUCAGAACCGCUCAGUGGUUCUUCAUCAGAACCGCUCAGUGGUUCUUCAUCAGAACAGCUCAGUGGUUCUUCAUCAGAACAGCUCAGUGGUUCUUCAUCAGAACAGCUCAGUGGUUCUUCCUCAGAACAGCUCAGAGGUUCUUCAUCAGAACAGCUCAGAGGUUCUUCAUCAGAACCGCUCAGAGGUUCUUCAUCAGAACAGCUCAGAGGUUCUUCAUCAGAACCGCUCAGAGGUUCUUCAUCAGAACCGUCCUCCUACAAAGAGACAGACUAAAGUAAAACUACAUUAUUUCUAUUCUAUCUUCAUAUUGAAAGUCUCUGCUGAAACGUCUUGUUGAACAAUAAUAAGAAACGUAGAAGAAGGUCGGAACGUUGCAGCUCCCUCAAAGUGCAGUUUAUUUCUUCAUCUUCGUACGAAGACGUGCUGGUAAAUGUCCCUCUGAGGGAGCUGCUACAUACUGGUCCAGCACCGGCCUGCUACAUACUGGUCCAGCACCGGCCUGCUACAUACUGGUCCAGCACCGACCUGCUACAUACUGGUGUGUUGUCGUCCAGGUGGAAACAGCAGCGAUGAACAGGUUGAGAUAACAAACAGGAAAAAAAGAUGUGAAGAAUUAUCAUAAAUCAGGAGAAAUAGAGGAGAAAUGUGACCCCGGGAGGAAGCCGGGAGGAAACCGGGAGCGGGUUGGCAGGAGUGUGUUGAGACGUUGAUGAUGUUCUGUUGAAGAGUCCACUGAGCAGAUAUUCAGGUUCACACACACUCAGAUGUAUAUAGAAGCUGUUUUUUACCUGCUGAGAGAACAGACGAAUGAACCGGAGGAGCUGUUGUUUGUUUAACGGCCUGCGAGCUGAGCCACCGACUCCGACCCGGAGUUCAACCAUCGAGUUGAAUGAGGAACAUCACGUAUGUCUGGAGAACAUGUGGAACAUCCCAGAAUCCCUUUACUCAUCAAAAAACACUGGACCGUGUCCACCGGUCCACCGGUCCACCGGUCCACCGGUCCACCGGUCCGAGAUCAGAGCCGUCCUGUGGAUCGGAUCUCUUUCAAGACGUUUUCUCUGCGUCUCGCACCCAGGGCAUCCAGGUGUGAGCGGUGACCCGGGUGUGAGCGGUGACCCGGGUGUAUGAACUGAUGUAUUAUGUAACUGACUGACUGCUGCUGCUGCUUGGUGCUUUAUUAUUGAUUGAAUUUAGGAGUCCAGUCGUCUUCAGCUCAGUCUCAGAUACUGCAGCAGGCUGGAUGUCACGUAUACCCUCUGAUACCCUCUAAUGUAUUUCUGAUACACCCUUCUUAUACCCUCUAACAGUACAGGCUGGUGGGGGGGGGGGGGGGGUUAUGUCUCUCCAUCAGGAAUUUCUGAUCAGAUGUCAGCAUCUAUCUGAUACCCCCUGAGACCUUUCAUUGCCCCUGAUACCCUCCUAAACCCUAUCAAAUCCUCAGAUGCCUUCUAAAACCUCUUUCUGAUGCCCUCUUGUACCCCCUGAUGCUCCCUGAUACCCUAUACUUUCUCAAAUACCCCCUCUGAGUUUAUCUUCUGAUACCCCUCCUGUGCCCCAUCGUUACCUUCAUACACCCCUCCUGUAGCCUAUGAUACCCCAUCAUACCCCUACUAUAUACCCGAUACCCCAUCAUGCCCCUACCAUACCCUGAUCACCUCCCAUACCAUCUUAAACCCUCUAAUACCCUCUGAUAUCUGAUGAUACCUUCAUACACCCUUCCUGUAGCCUCUGAUACCCCUCAGUAACCCUCCUUAACCUCCGAUACCCCAUCAUACCUGCCUGUACCCUCUUAUACUUACUACCUUCUAAUACCCCCUAAAACCUCCCAAUACCCCAUCAUACCCGCGUGUACCCUCUAAUACUUCUAAUACCUCUUAAAACCUCCUGAUACCCCAUCAUACCUCUUCUAAAUCCAUUCUGAUACUUUUCUAAGACUCCCUGUUACCCCAUCAUGUGUCUCAUAUACGACUCCUGUACCCUAUGACACCCUCUGACACCCUCUUAAACCCCAUCAUACCCAUCCUGUGCCUCUUGAAACACCCUAAUAUCCUAUUUAAACCUCCUGAUACCCUCUGAUACCCCACUGUACUGCCUGAUACCCUGUUAAACUCUCUAAUACCCCAUCAUACUCUUCUUGUUUUAUCUGAAACCUUUCUUCUACCCUCCUGGUACCCUGCUGGACCCUCAAAGAGUCUCUUCACACCUCUGUUGGCAUCCUGAUGUUCAGCUGUAAAUAAACAAUAUAAACAUCCUCA